UUGUGCCGGGAAGCGCUGGUGUGGAAGGGUUGAAGCUUCUGCGCAGCUGCUCGUGGCUGGAGACGGGAGGCACUCGCUGCAGUGUCGCCCGUAACGCUGAAAGCAGCUGGAAACAACUGGGAGGUGAUAAAGCUGCAACUGACAGGGAAGGAAAAAUGGUUUCAAGCGGCUCGGACUUGUUUAAGCUGGAAGAUGUGGAGUGGACUGUUACCUCCAGGACUGAACGAAAGUGAUGUUGACUUAAGUUCUGACGAUGGAGAUGAAUUGCAUAGUCCCUGUUCACAGGAAGAUGCAAAUGAUGAUCUUAAAAGAGCUCAGCUUUCUGAAUUGCAAGGGAACGGACCUGAAAGUAGUGGCAUCAGUGAGCCCAUUGCGAUACCAGAGGCGGAUGGAGAAGAUGAGUCUCAAAGGUGCCCUUCUGGAGUUCCUUUAAACAUAUGGAAUAAAUUUGUGGAGCUUCAGAAGAAACACCGUGAAAUGAAGACCCAAGCAAAUCAGGGAAACAAAAGCCGCAAAAGAAAGCGCCGCAGGAAAGAAAAACAGAACAAGAAUGAUGAAGUGACUAAGAGUAGUCAGCAGUUGGCAGAUGAAGACAAAUGGAAAGAACUUACGCAAUACUUUGGAAUCAAUGAUAGAUUUGAAUCCCCCAUGCAUAGCAAGGCUCCACAAAAGUCUGGCCUUGAACUUAGCAUAGAGAAGUCUGUGGCUGAAGGUGACAUUGAUAAGGCUGAGGAGCUGAGUGAUAGAUUAGCCACUCGUGAGCUUGGUGUGAAAAUUGCUAAAGCUGCUGCUUGCCGCAACUUCGUAAAAGCCAAGCAAGAAGCGGAGGCUGCCCAGGAAGCUCGAAAGAAAAAGAAGCUUGCUUGGGGAUUUGAAGCCAAGAAAAGAUGGGAAACAAAAAGCAACAUGGGAUACAUGUAGUCCAUUCUGUCUUCUUCAGGAGGCAAAGACUUGUUUUUACUUGAAGAAUCUUUCUUAAAUCUGAACACAAAAUCCCCUAAACAAAACUCAACACAUCAAGCUCCUUGGGCUUUCUUAAUGCCAUUAGACUGCAGUGUCUGGUUUUGGCUCUCUGUAAUGUAGCCAAAGAAGCUACUUGAACAUCAACUCUAUGUUAAAUUUAGUAUUUUUCACUGCAGAGAAUAUUUGGAGUCUGGAAGAGAACUCUUUAAAGUUGGACUAAAAUACUUGGACAAGACGUGUUGUGUACUGCGCUGCAGUUACAAUGCGUGGGUGUGUGGAGAGGGAUAAGCUUUACCUGCUGAGGUUAAACAGACUUCGUGCAGUAAGUAAAAUACUUCUCUGGUUGCUUGAAAUUUUGCUGGCACUAAAUAAAGAAAACCAAAACCA
Pogoniulus pusillus (Red-fronted tinkerbird) is the source of this 1350-nucleotide messenger RNA. RefSeq names its product family with sequence similarity 204 member A (gene FAM204A). Bases 193 to 921 code for a protein of 242 amino acids. The transcript is spliced from 8 exons. The record is from RefSeq and is a predicted model, not a curated record. Lineage: Eukaryota; Metazoa; Chordata; Aves; Piciformes; Lybiidae.